AUUUACUGAGCCUAAAUUCUAAUGCCAACGGUCCUGCAAACGGCCCUUUGAUUCUUUAGCUCCCCGGGCCUCCUUUUUAGGCUCCCCCCCACUAUCCUUUUUCCAUCCUUCUUUCUGCAACUUCCACCUUCUUUUUCCUGACCAUUUGGACCUUUUGCCUCAACGUGGACACAGAAUAUGCUCGGAGACAAAGCGAAAGCACCCUGAAAGAGAGGAGAAAGAAGAACGAAAAUGUCCAACAAAUCACCAAUAUUUCCGAUGCCAGAGCCUCAGCACUUCAGCGACUAUGGCUUUGACCCUCAAAUUGACUACUUUCAGGUAUUAGAAGAAGCAAGGAAGCACAAGCGAGAGGCAACAACAAGGUCGAUAGACUUCAUCCACUUCAAGCUCCAAAAACCCAUUUCCAAGGACGAGUCUAAGAAGAGCCACAAGACCAAGAAGAAGCGGUGGUGGAGAAGCGCUCUUCUUUUCUUCAAAUGGAAGUGGAUCCCACAACACCAUGGUCUUGGUCACGGUCGUGAUGGCGGCGAGGACAUUCAUCGCCCUAGAGCUCGAGCUUUUAGGGCCUCCAUCUCUGGCCCCGUUUACAUAACCGAGAGCAGAAGUGGGUCUACCACGCCUUACCGUUCUACAAGUGGUCGGCACUCCUCUGGUCCUCUCGCCGGAACGUUGACUCCAUCGAGGAAGGAUGACCUGGACAUACCUUAUUUGAGCCUCAGGGAGCUUAAUAUGGAGCAACAGCAAAGGGUCUCUACCUCCUCCAUGCCCAUAUAUCUGGUCACUUGAAAAAAACUCAGUGCUGAUUUCCAUUUUUUUUUUCAUUUGUUGUUCUGGGGAAUCAUAUCGAUACGCGUCUCUUUUCUUUUAAUCCAUUUUCUGUACUGUUCUCCAAAGUGGGUGUUAAUGGGGAUAACUUUUUAUCUCUUCGGGCUCGCCCCCAUUUGUCUUUGCGAGCUGAAAAACGUGUUUCAUCCAUUGGAGGAAGGGCUGGAUCCUCCCAUUUGUGUUUACCGUUUUUAAUUCUGCAACUAAUCAACUUGUGGUUUGACUA
This is a messenger RNA of Carya illinoinensis, 1051 nucleotides long. RefSeq lists its product as uncharacterized. The transcript is spliced from 2 exons. NCBI's taxonomy places the organism in Eukaryota, Viridiplantae, Streptophyta, Magnoliopsida, Fagales, Juglandaceae. The record is from RefSeq and is a predicted model, not a curated record. The coding region runs from base 232 to 786 and encodes 184 amino acids.